Molecule: messenger RNA, 492 nt
Organism: Clonostachys byssicola
Lineage: Eukaryota; Fungi; Ascomycota; Sordariomycetes; Hypocreales; Bionectriaceae
Source: the annotation of a GenBank genome assembly
AUGGAGAAGCCCAAGGAGCACGUCGAUGCCGCAGACGAGUCGGCAGAGGAGGACGCCAGCAACAACAGCGCUUCAGCAGAGGAGACCACUCCCCUUCGCAAGAAGAAGACCCGCAAGGGCAAGAAGGCCCUCCAGAAGUCCAGCGGCUCAAGCAGUGCCCUCAAGGGCGUCGACUACCAGCGGCAACAACAGCAGCAGCAACAACAGCAGAUGCAGCAACAACAACAGCAGCAGCCCCAAGAACAAGGCGGCGGCGGCAAGAGUGACACUCUGAAGCUGCGUCUGGACCUGAAUCUGGAAAUUGAGAUCCAGCUCAAGGCGAGGAUCCACGGUGACCUCGAACUCGCUCUCCUGCCCCUGAUUUCGAGCGCUCAUCUCUUCGAAAUCAAGAGACGUGUAAAAGUAAAUCACUCUCCCCUCAUCCUCACGACACACUUUGGCCAAUCAUUCUCUUACGUGAACCCUUUUCCACAGCACUGGAUGAAGCAAUAA